CUUUUCCCAACACUUCCCGCCAGGCGAUACCCCCAACUCGUUUCGAGCCCAAUCGACCACCAUCCUCGGCGCAAGGUUUCCUACUAGGUAACAGCAAAAGGCAACUCGCCAGUACCUGGGAGAGACAAUCAGAGCUUCGGCGGCAAGAUCACCUGGCCUGGCGCGUGAAGUCAUGGGUCUCUUGUCGAGCCUUGUGAACGCAUUCCGCAAAUCGAGAAGAGAUGGACAUGACGAGCUUGACUCGUCGCGGCAUGAGCGAGCAGCACAGGGUAGACAUCGCGGCAACGACGCAGGCAGAGGUGUAGACAUUGAGAUGGGCCGAGCAGGCGAGCAGAUCUUCGAAAGCGGCAGAAGCCAGAGACAGAGUCUGUCGCGGACGAAGUCAUUACGCGGAAGCAAUAAGCGACGAAGUUGGUUCGGAGGCCGGGCUGAUGCGGACGACGACAUUCCUGCUGUGCCAGCCAUUGCCCGAAACCAACAGGUCAAUGCCAAUGGCCAGCCACGACAUGUUCAAAUUCAAACUGGGUACGAGUUCAGGGGGUCGUGGUUCCUGAACAACCGCCAACAGGAUGCCGGCGCAGUUGCGGAUCUGCCGACACUCCCCGCCAUGCCCGUCACGGUCGUUCACUCUACCCAGCCAGCCACCGCCGCUCUUCCCACUGGUCAACAGCGAGCCCGCAGGGCUUCGAUGAAGUCUCAAUACAGUGUAGCUCGAUCUACUAGAUCAAAGAGCAAGUCCAACUCGUUCUGGGCGUCCUCGAACCCCGACGAUUCCGACGCAGAGAACGUUCCUCCAGUCCCGGCACUCGUUCGAGACGACGACAACAGCCCAGACGAGUCGUUCGAGAGUUUCCGGCACGAUGCCGCGCGGGGCAGGAGCGGAAAGCCUGCUGGAGCAAAGGGCACUCGACCAGUCAGCACCACUUCGCGAAAGUCCUACAGACCAAAAUCCGCGGCGUCGGGCUUUUUGAAGUCGACGAACGGCGCGACUGAGUCGCAAAGGAGGAGCUACAGGAAUUCAUUCAAGCUGGUAGACGGAUCGGACAUGGUCUGCUUGACCGACGACCAGCGCGUGGCGUGGGCACAACUGAUGAACGAGGGAGCCGUGUUUGAUGACAAGGAUGAUGAGGAUGGCAAGGUCGAGGUCAGUCAGCCGAAGGACAGACAUUCGAAUGCUGAGGCUUUGGCUGCUUUGGAAUUUGGCUCGCCGCGGUAG
Molecule: messenger RNA, 1216 nt
Organism: Zymoseptoria tritici IPO323
Lineage: Eukaryota; Fungi; Ascomycota; Dothideomycetes; Mycosphaerellales; Mycosphaerellaceae
Exons: 1
Coding region: 173-1216 (347 amino acids)
Source: RefSeq, a predicted model, not a curated record